GGUCCCUAUACGAGAGAAAUGACUCAAGGCCAAAUCUUUUUUUUUUUCCUUUUUGAGACAGAGCCCACCCAGGAUGGCCUUGAAUUCAUGAGCUCAAGUAAUCCUCCCACACCUGCCUCCCGAGCAUCUGGGACUAAAGGGGCGUACCAUUAAUCUUGGCAAGCACAUUUAUUUGUUUGUUUAUGGGUAGCUCACACUCAUUCACCUAACUUAUACUAACCCUUACCAGAUGCCAGGCCCUGUGGAAAGAGCCCCAAGCUGACGCUAAAGCAGAGGCUAUCCGUGUUUUGUGUAACUCAGUCAGAGUCCUCACAGCAACACUGUGCUUCCGAUGCCAUAUGUGUAUGCAGAUAAAGUAGCGGUUCCAUGUUCAGAGGGACAUGUGAAGCAGGAGUAAAGACAUAGCGGGAGCCUUCCAGCUUCCUCCGUCCUCACCCCCAUCACCAGCGUCAGCAAGCUUUUCUCUGGCUGACAUGAUGGUAUCAAAGCUAAAGAUCUGUCUAUGGUCCAGGCCCACAGGGGCCUAGCCAGGUGUAUUCUCUAUCUUCUGCCUACCCCUGUCUUUAUCCAGAGGCCUUUCCCUGGGUUCUGCAGCCGUGGAAGGCCCUCAACUGCAUCUAGUUACAUGUUGCCCUCCCCCCCCCCCACUUCCAUUUAGUAAAAGCAGCAGCCCAGGGUCAAACACCAGGGCUAUUUUUAAAAAGCUCAUGUUUAAAAGUUAAACUUUCAUCCUUGGGGACACUCCGAGGAACCCUUUCUCCAAUGGGGGAGUUGGGGUUCUACCUGGCUAGUGCUUGGAGCUGCCACAGUAGCAGCUGACCAGCUUCCCCAGAACAAGCUGUAAACCUGGGGGCAUUCGCUGGGCUCAUCACCCCUGGACCCCUUGGGAGUUACAGACCAGAAAAAUCAGCCAGAGGCCAAGCCAAUUAGAAUGGAGACCGGGCCAGGGCUGUGCAAUGAGAUAAUUUAUCACAGUAAUUGAAUGUUUACACCCUGCAGAGCAGCAGGAAAGAGAGGCCCCAUAAGAUCUCAACCCAGGGUCUGUCUGUCCCUUUUGGUUCUGGAGUCAUCCGACCACGCAGAAAGGGUGCAUUUUUCUGAUGCUAUGGGUAGUACAAAUAUCAUACUUUCUACCUUGGGCGGCUCUGGAUUAAGACUGAUGUUUCAUCCUCUCAGCUGAGGCACCCAGGUUGGAGUCAGAGGUCAGAGAUACCAUUCCAUCUUCACCAAAUCCUCUUAGCCCUAAAACUCCAGGGUGAGGAUAACCCAGGCCUCCAAGCCAGGCUCCCGGAGAUGAAAGAGCCACCUUUCCCCUCCCCAGCCACAGCUGCCACCGGGAUCUCCUACACACACGUGCCGCGGUGGCCUCAAAGACCAGUCACUGCACCCCUAUCCUGCACAGAGGUCCGAAGUGGGGUGGUGGAAGCAGGAAGUGGCCAUUGAAGUCGUAGCCAACAAAGUUUAAGACGAGGCAAGAAACUUCCCCUUUCAUCUUUCCAGCCGCUCGGGUUAGAAGAUGAUUUGGGACACUCAGUGGCCUCCCUUUUGGGUAAUAGAAGCCUCCUCCAGAUCUGCCUUGGUUCCGAGGCUUGAAAGCCUCAAGUGCCCAAAGUUCCUCAGCUUCUCAAAGUCUUUAAGGCCUGGAUGGAGGGUCGCAGCCGAGGUCCACAUGCCCCUCAUUGUGAGCGUAUGGGGCGGGGAAUGAUUAACUCCAUCGAGCCCGCCAUAUGCAGGGCCCAGACGAACCCGGGCUCUAAGCUCAGGGCCAGCAACAUGGAACACAGCACCCGGCCAGGGAGGCGAGCCUGCGGGGGCGGGCGAGCCGGAUGACAGGUCUGAGGUGCACCAGCAGCUCCCGGCGCGCGGGGCGAGGCGGCUCCACCACUGUCCUCCGGCCGGCGCGCGCUCAACCCUCCAGCUUAGGCCUCUCCAGCACUGGCCCCAAUUCCCUGCCCCCAUCCCCCGCCACAGUUCUGUCCCCGCAAAGUCCCCGCGCCGAUCCAGCUCCCCGCACGCUGGAAGGAGAAGGUGUGCCCUCUCUUAAGUUCUCGCGGCUCGCGAGCCUAUCGUCGCGCCUCCCCGGCCGGGCAAGCCAACGAGUCCCUGCGGUCACCACGUUUCUCGCGCGCGCGCAGGAACAGCAGCCGCGGUCCCCAGCCGCUGGUACCCGGGGCAGAGAGACUAGGGAGGGCUUCCCAGCCGGGGCCGCGCCUGGGUGGGCGGGCCGCGAUCGAGCUGCGUGGCUGCACAAACACGACGGGACUGAGCUGCACACGCAGCUGCGGGCGCGCGGUUGCGGGCCGGGGGGAGGCGGGCUACGACGGCCCACGCACCCGCUCCUGCCGCCCCGCAGGCCGCAGAAGUUGGCCGCCGGAGGCCCAGCGUGUGCUGAGCUGCAGCCACCGCCUGCACGGUCGCCCGGGGUCCCUUCGCUGGCCGCCCCGCCUGCAGGCCUCGGCCGCCGGCCGAGCAACACUACUUACCCGGCUCCCGCUCGGCCUCCGGCCUCAGCAGUUGCCCCUUCCUUCCGCCGCGGGCCACCGCCUUUGGGUCGCCUCCGAAGAGCCCAGCCGCCUGCACGCACUCCCGGAUUUUUUAAAAACAAACAGGCGCCGUCGCUUCCCCCGCGCUGUUCCCGGGGCUUCAGCCAAGCCCGCACCUCCCGAAGCCUGGAAGUUUGCUGGCAGGGCCCGAGCGGGACGUGCGUGCUGUCACCCGCUGCUCGCAACGCGGCAGCCUCGGCGCGCCCCGCGCCCUUACAGUCUGCCUGGAGAGCGCUCUCCCCUCCCUGCGUGUCACCCCCAGUCCUGCGAUGCAGUGUCAGGAUUGCACGGCUCUGACUCAUCGGUUGAGCUCACAGCUUGAAAAAAAAAAGAGAGAGAGAGAGAGAGGGCGAGAGGCAAGACCGAAGGAGGAGGACUCGCUGGCGUGCUACAAAGGAUUGCACAACUCGAGCCUGGGAGCUCCAAGCGCCCAGUGGCUGGCCGGCGCGCGCAGCACGGCGGCGGCGAGCAGGAACCAGCUCUACCACUUCAUCAGCACAACUGUCUCGGGGCGGCCUCUCUGCCUGCAGGCUCCGCGCCGCCCACUUCCUGCGACCAAAUAAGGCUGGGAGGCGUCUUUAAACCUCGGGGCGGCUGCCCGGGCUGGGGAUUUCCAGCAGACCUUACCUCCACUUGCAAGGCUGUGGCCACCCUCCUCCCAACCCCCCCCCACCCCCACCCCCAGCCUAAGCCCCCAUGGCUCUUCUGUAAUCAACAGGCCACGCGGCUUGUUCCUUGCACAUCAAGGUCAGGAGGAGACAGUGACGAAAUGUUUGGAAACCCAUCCAGCCUGCCAGGAAAGUGUGUGUGUGUGUGUGUGUGUGUGUGUGUGUGUGUGUGUGUGUGUGUGUGUGUGCGCGCGCCCCCGCCAUGGCGAAGAGGACACAAGGCGCUUUCCUCUACAAAGAAAGCUGUGACUUUGGAUGCAGUAAAACAUGCAUAAUCCUCUCUGAGGCAGUUUACUAAGAGCCUUCCUGAGUUAGGAUUUCUAGCCGCCACCCUGCCGGUAGGUUAUAGAGAAACCAACCCCGUCUCUAUAAAGGACUUACAGGAACAUUACUUAGGAGAUGAAACGUUCCCGGGUUGAAUUCUCACAAUCUAGGCCAAAGUUGGGCGACUUUGACUCAAGGUCUUCUUAAACCACCCUGACAUAAUUUUCAGGCUCUAGCCAGUGAUGCCUCUUUUUUGCAUUUUGGUGGAUGAUAGGAAACUAGAAUUCUUCCAGAGCUGAGGGAAAGUCAGGUGUGUUUUGCUGUCUGUAUGGUGUUGUUUCUUAAGAUGAGUCAGAAAGCUUUCCUUUGAAGGAAAAACCACCGAGGAACACACUGAGUUCUGGCAGCCACUUUCCCUGGUGUCCAGUCCUAAGAGUCAGGUGCAGCCCUUCCUCUCAGAAGACCAAGGGCAGCAGACCCAUCCUCACCCCUGAGAUUGCAGAGCCUGAGUCUUCACCUCACCUAGGGAGUGGGUGACACAGACAACCUGCACAGAAACUCAAAGAACCAAGAGGCAUGGCUCUCCCAUCUUCACCCACCUCUUUGCUGGCUGCACCUCUGUGCACCUGGAAGGACUCCUCCCCAGAAGACAAGGGCUUAUUCGUCGUGUUAUGACAGGUCAGAGGAUUGACUACAAAACACCAGUUUCUCCUUCCGUGUGACAGUUCGUCCAUGUGAGGAAAGCAGAAGCAUCCCACUUGGCCCCCACUGUCCACUGCUGCCAUUCAUUAAACCUGCCGUACGUACAUACGAUGACCUUGUUAAAGGCUCAGCCCCUGCAGUUAACCAGAGCCAGCCCAGGGAGAGCCCCUAAAGAAAAUACAAACUGGCCCUGGGACAUCUCAAAAUAUGACCUAGUGAGGGGCACGGUCCUAGAAGAGUCUGCCACCACAGAGCCAGAGGCCAGCCUCACAGGAACAAAUGAGAGCCAUUAUUACUCUACAGAGAACUGCUGAGCCUGGUUUCAGAGGGCUUCCUCCACACAGGCUGCUGGGCCUAUCCCAAAGCAGCAAGGGGGAGGAGAGGCAGGGGCAAGAUGUACAAGAAAGAACAGUCGGGGGUGGGGGUGGAGUGGGGGACACAACAAGGACAACACGUGGGAGCAGGAGGGGAGACUGGACUCUGCCUACCUUGAACAGCAGCAUACUUCUUCACUCAACAAAGUUUCUAAACUUGGGCCACCUGAGAAAGGAGGAGAAGGGCUGUCCUGACGGUGGUAGAAGUCUCCCUCUCAAUAAGUAAAUGGGGUGGUAUGAGGGAAGCCAUGGCCUUUCUGGGAAAGCCCUGGGGGUCAGUCUUUCUGCAGGUAUGGCGGAGCAGAAUCACUGACUUGUGAAAGCUCUCCAGGCCCUUCCUACAAGCCUCUGGGACAACCAAGACGGUGGCCUUUCAGAGCUGGGAUUGAGCACUUCCUCGGAAGAGCGCGGGUACCCAAACCCCUUCUCAGUCUCCAGUCCUACACUGGUCCUUUAUUCCAUCAUCGUCCUACCGUUUUUCUGACCUUCCCUGGGUCAGAGCAUCGUGGGCCAGAUCAGAGCUCCUCCAAGGCACAGCUUAGACCUUGGUAACCCUGAUACCUACACAGUACCUGCACUUGGUGCAUACAAGUGAAUAAUUUUGGUGAGAACUUUAAUAAAACCGUAUAUAUAUAAAAAAUAAAUCGUAAUUUAAUGGCUA
This is a messenger RNA of Mus musculus (house mouse), 5212 nucleotides long. Its product is annotated as predicted gene, 31513. The record is from RefSeq and is a predicted model, not a curated record. The transcript is spliced from 3 exons. Bases 1827 to 2840 code for a protein of 337 amino acids. NCBI's taxonomy places the organism in Eukaryota, Metazoa, Chordata, Mammalia, Rodentia, Muridae.